CAGCCCGGCCCAAGUUCCCCCGCCUCUGUGCAGCUCCGGCUGGCGCAGGAGGGAUGGCGGCGGCCUCGGCUUUGGCGCUGGGCAGCGAGGGGCGACACCAGCUCAGGCGGGCGCUGCAGGGCCGAAAAUGGCUUUGGGCCUUGAGUACCAGAGAAUAUGCUUCUGUAACAGGUCAAAGGAAUAUUGAGAAAGUUCUCGUGGCAAACCGAGGAGAGAUCGCUUGCAGGGUGAUGCGAACCGCUCGGAAGAUGGGGGUGAAGUCGGUGGCAGUUUACAGCGAGGCUGACCGGAAUUCAAUGCACGUAGCCAUGGCCGAUGAAGCCUAUUGCAUUGGCCCAGCACCAUCUCAGCAGAGUUACCUAUCCAUGGAAAAAAUAAUGCAGGUGGCCAGAAACACUGCAGCACAGGCUAUCCAUCCAGGCUAUGGUUUCCUAUCCGAAAACACAGAGUUUGCUGAACUCUGUAACCAAGAAGGGAUAAUUUUCAUAGGUCCUCCUUCAUCUGCCAUCAGAGAUAUGGGCAUUAAGAGUACUUCUAAGGCCAUCAUGUCUGCGGCUGGAGUUCCUGUGGUGGAAGGUUACCAUGGGGAAGAGCAAUCGGACAAGUUUUUGGAAGACCAAGCCAGAAGGAUCGGCUACCCAGUUAUGAUCAAAGCUGUCCGUGGAGGUGGAGGCAAGGGAAUGAGAAUAGCAUUUACUGAAAAAGAAUUUCAGGAGCAAUUGGAAUCCGCUCGAAGAGAAGCAAAGAAGUCCUUUAACGACGAUGCCAUGUUGAUAGAGAAGUUUGUUGACAAUCCAAGGCACGUAGAAGUUCAAGUAUUUGGAGACCAACAUGGCAACGCAGUCUACCUGUUUGAAAGAGAUUGCAGUGUACAGAGAAGACAUCAAAAAAUUAUUGAGGAAGCUCCAGGGCCAGGAAUUAAGCCCGAAGUGAGAAGAAAGCUUGGAGAAGCCGCUGUUAGGGCAGCAAAAGCCGUGAACUACGUCGGAGCAGGAACUGUGGAGUUUAUCAUGGACAGUGCACAUAAUUUCUAUUUCAUGGAAAUGAAUACCAGGCUGCAGGUGGAGCAUCCUGUUACUGAGAUGAUCACAGGGACGGACUUGGUGGAAUGGCAACUGAAGGUGGCUGCAGGAGAGAAGAUUCCUCUGACUCAGGAAGAGAUUGUCCUCAAGGGACACGCAUUUGAAGCUCGGAUCUAUGCUGAAGAUCCCAACAACAACUUCAUGCCCGGAGCGGGACCUUUAUUGCAUUUGUCCACACCUCCUGCCGACAGCUGCACCAGGAUAGAAACUGGGGUAAGACAAGGAGAUGAGGUUUCUAUACACUAUGAUCCAAUGAUUGCUAAAUUAGUUGUUUGGGCAGAAGAUCGCCCAGCUGCUUUAAGGAAAUUAAGAUACUGCCUCCAACAAUAUAAUAUCGUCGGACUGAGCACCAAUGUGGAUUUCUUACUGAAUCUCUCAGUCCAUCCAGAGUUUGAAGCUGGGAACGUUCACACUAAUUUUAUCCCUCAACACCACAGUGAGCUCUUUCCACCCAGACGGUCGAUUUCAAAAGUGACUUUGUGCCAGGCAGCUCUUGGGCUCAUUCUGAAAGAGAAACUGGUGACUGAUACCUUUAGACUCCAGACAGAAGAUAAGUUCUCUCCAUUUGCAUCCAGCAGCGGCAGGAGAAUAAAUAUCCCCUAUGUUAGAAACAUGAUUCUCCUGGAUAAUGAAAAAAAUGUGAAUAUUGCCGUACAGUACAAUCUCGAUGGAUCUUAUGACAUGCAGAUAGAGGAUCAGUUUUUCCACGUUUCUGGUUGCCUCUCAAGGGAUGACAACAACAUAGAAUAUAUAAGAUGUUCAGUGAAUGGAGUUGUAUACCAGUCCAAAUUAGUAGUUCUGGACACUGCCGUUUAUCUCUUCUCGUCGGAAAGUCAUGAGCAGAUUGAUCUUCCAGUGCCAAAAUAUUUAACUAGCACGAGUUCAGGAGGAGGUCAUAGUGGGGCUGUAGCUCCCAUGACAGGGACAGUGGACAAGGUUUUUGUAAAAUCUGGAGACAAAGUUCAAAUUGGAGACUCCCUUGUGGUGAUGACAGCUAUGAAAAUGGAGCAUACCAUCCGGGCUCCCAAGGCAGGGAUAAUAAAGAAAGUCCUUUAUCAGGAGGGUUCACAGGUCAACAGACAUGCUCCUCUUGUUGAGUUAGAAGAGGAAGACUGAUGCAGAAUAAUCCCCAGCGAUUGGAGGAAGAACUGCCUCCAAAUUCUUUGCUCACGAGAAUGAAAGAGAAGAGUCCAAGGAUUGGUUUGCCUAUGCACAGCCAUGUUUGAUCAUCCUCGGCGUUUCAAUAGUGAUCCUUUCUUAUUGCUGGAUUUCUUAGCAGUUGAUUACUCUCCAUGAAAGCAAAAAACGGUCCCCAAUGAAAAAUAUUUUAGAUCUCCACUUGAGAGGGUGUCUUACAAUAGAAAACUCUGAUGCCUGCAUGGGGAGUCCAAACAUCUUCCUCCAAUCUUACCAAUAUUGCCUUUUUGAGAAUUGGGACUUGAAAAGUUUGUGAUUAUAUUUUCAUUAAGCCAGCAGUGUAAUCGGAUAGUCCUGGAUGAGCUGAGUUCUCACAUCUCCAUUGGCAUAAUAAUAGCUUGAUCCUGGACAGUCAGUGUGGAUGAAGAAAUCUGGACUGAGUCCACUAAAGAACAGAAGAUAAUGAAGUAAUGUACCUUCCUUUCCAGAAUCUGUACUCAUUUGAGGGAUCAAUUAUAGGCAGAAACUUUUUCCUCCA
Molecule: messenger RNA, 2757 nt
Organism: Pantherophis guttatus
Lineage: Eukaryota; Metazoa; Chordata; Lepidosauria; Squamata; Colubridae
Gene: MCCC1
Product: methylcrotonyl-CoA carboxylase subunit 1
Cellular component (GO): mitochondrion
Molecular function (GO): metal ion binding; methylcrotonoyl-CoA carboxylase activity; ATP binding
Source: RefSeq, a predicted model, not a curated record